Fusarium venenatum is the source of this 1278-nucleotide messenger RNA. RefSeq lists its product as uncharacterized. The record is from RefSeq and is a predicted model, not a curated record. NCBI's taxonomy places the organism in Eukaryota, Fungi, Ascomycota, Sordariomycetes, Hypocreales, Nectriaceae. Gene Ontology annotation, biological process: proteolysis. Gene Ontology annotation, molecular function: peptidase activity.
AUGUUGGCAUUAACCACUCUCGUUUUAUCCUCCGUUUGGCAGGCUGCUGCCCAUGUAAUUCCACGCGAUUUUGACGACUCAUUAUUAUCCGGAAACGACACAACCAACGGGACGGAGCCCGUACGUGGAGAUUACACAUGGACUCCAACCUGCAAAUUGCCAUCUUCCAAGGGCUUCAUGUUUCCCAUGGGCUUUGACAAGUUCGAAAACUGUGUCCCUGCCACAGGAGUAGUGAAUGCUCUCAUGAUCUUCGUCGACUUUCCAGAUGCCAAGGAUGACAGUUCUCCCAAGACCAUGCACGAUAGACUGGUUCCGGAAGCGGUGGAGUGGUACAACCAGGCUAGUUACGGCAAGCUCAAGUUGAACGUCAAGGCCGAUACAUCUAAGUACUACCGUAUGCCCAAAGAAGCCGGCUCGUACGGGUGGAUGCAGGGUGGCUUCUGGCAGGAUAACUACCUUAACGACGCCCUCGAUGUCUUCACCGCUAACGGCACCCGCGCUGCACCUGAGGCUGACUUCUUGUACGUGGUACCGACCGGCCGCGCGGCAAACUCACUGUCACGUUCCAUUACGCGCUUUGAACCUAUCUCCACGCGCCACGGCAAGGAAGUGACCUACAAAAAGACUGUGCUCAUGGCUGCCACCGACUGGGAUCUUCUACCCAUGACUUUAGUCCACGAGACAGGCCAUGUCCUUUGCAUGUCAGACUACUACGCUUUUAACGGAUACCAGAACCAGUAUGUUGGAGAAUGGGGUGUCAUGGGCAUGCACAGUGGCAUGGCACCUGAUUACUUCGCAUGGGAUAAGUACCGACUGGGUUGGAUUGAAGACAAGGCCGUUGACUGCGUUCUGGAAGCUGGAAACACAACUCACGUCCUGACGCCGCUAGCGUACAACAUGGAGGGAAAGAAGGCUGUCAUCAUUGCUCAGAGCGAGAUUAGUGCUCUUGUUGCUGAGGUCCGCAUUGCAACUGGAUUGGACGGAAAUGUAUGUGCACCUGGUGUUUUGCUUUACACGAUUAGCACUAGGAUAGGAAACGGAGCCCUUGAGGUGAUUGACGCGACGCCCGACUCCAUGGGCUGCGCUGGGAAACUUGAGGACAAGAAUGAUGCUACCCUGUCUUUGACCUUGAAGGGAAGCGACUCUCUCGCAUAUGCUCCUGUUAGCUCGUUGGAGGUUCCUGGCUGGGAUGUCAAGGUGACUUUGGAGAGCGUCAAGGGCACAGACUAUACUAUUCGCGUGGACCGCAAGACAGAUGUCAAGACUGAUUCAUGGUAG